CUUUGUUGCACAAUGGACGACGCCAUCGCCCAAGCUCUUGAGGCCGGCCACCAGGUCGACGUGGAGCCCGCCAUCGUGGGCGCGCGGGACCGCGAUCGCAACACGGCCUUGCACCUCGCGGCGAAGGCUGGACACGUGGGUAAUCUGGCGACGCUCCUCGAAUUACCAUGGCCCUCGCUGGACGUCGCCAACCAGCAAGGCUUGACGCCGCUGCACAUUGCGGCGACCAGAGGACACGCGCCCCUCGUCUCAUUGCUACUCGACCACGGCGCCGACAUUGACUUUGCCACGAACAGUCAACAAACCGCCCUUUUCAUGGCCGUCGCGCACGCGCGUGUUGACGUCGUCGAGCUUUUGCUACGCUUUGACGCCAACCCGAAUGCGCCCAAUAAGAACGGAGAAACACCGCUGUUUGCGCUUGUGAAGAGAGGCCCGCGGGAGGAGAACGAGUUGAUCUGGAGCCUCCUCCUGUUGAGUGGCACCGCGAACGUCGACCAUCGCAACAAGGAGGGUCGUUCACUGCUGUCGACAGCGAUUCACACUGGAAAUCGCCAUGAACGCAUGGUGUCGCUCGUCCUCUCGAUGCAACCGUCCGCACCGGUGGUAUCCGAGGCGCUGUGGUACGCGACGCCGUAUCCCAACCUCCUCGAGCUACUUCUUGCAGCUGGCGCGGACCCCAACUCGUUGAACGAUUACCGCUCCACGCCGCUGCACGAUGCGAUCCGCGGCCAGCUCCUUGCGUCUGCGCACAUGCUAAUUCCCGUGACGAACCUCAACGUCUUCGACGUGAUGGGGCAGUCACCACUCACACUCGCCGUCGACAUGCAUGUGUACGACGUGGAUUUCGUGCGCGGCUUGCUGCAGCACGGCGCCGACCCUCGUUUGGCAGCUGACGACUCGGUCUACAGCACACCGCUGUACAUCGCCAUCAACGCGGAGAGCGCAGCGAUUGUCGCGCUUCUCGCGCCGCUCGUGGAGCUCAACACCUUGGGACCGAUGUACUGUGUUCGCGCGCUGUACAGCUCUGAGAUCCUUGCGUCGCUUCUCGACGCCGGCGCAGACCCAAACGCCCGUUUGGAGGACGGCCGGUCGCUGCUCCACGAGGCAUGCAGCCGCGGGCUCCUUCCAGCCGUCGAGCUUCUCGUGCACCGCGCUGGCGACGUCGCGGCGUAUCGCCAUAACGGCCAGUCGUAUCUGGACAUUACUCGAUCCAGUAGCCAUCGCCACAUCGUCAGAUUUCUUCUCCAGACCAGCUUUUCCACAAGUGCUCUUAAGACGCGCGAUGUCUUUUGGCUGCCCGACACCGCGCUGGAAGCCGCGUACACGCUCCUUUGGUGCGGAUUUGGUGCCGCCAAGCCGCUUGCGUACACGCAGGUCGAGCUGGCGUACAUGAAUGCGCUGUGCCAUGCACUCAACCAGCCGCACCGGUUGGCUUCUGCGCCACAUGACCUUCUCACGGAGGAGCUCGCGCUGCUUCAGACGCACUGUGUGACGCCGCUGGGCUUUGUGCCCAACACAGCGUACGGUGUCAGCCACUGUGACGACGUCGACGUCGCCGCUAUCGCGUCGGCGUUGGCACCGCUUUUGGCAGCUGCGCCUCAUGACGCGGCGCGGCACGUGCAUGACGUUCUCGAUCCAAACAUGUACUGCGUCGUGGCCAACCACACGCACUUCAGCGUAUCGCCCCACGACGGUCGGGCAAGUGCCGCGCAGCACGUCGCAUCGUGUGCCUCUCCAGCCUCUCGACACGUCUCGGCAACGCACCAGUGGCUGCCGACGCCGAUGGCCUACGAUAAGGUCUCGGGCGCCGCGAGAUUUGAGGCAUACGUCAACAAUGUCAACAGCGUCGACUUGGUUGCGAGCCUCGAAGGCGUCGUUGCGCGCAUGGUGCCGUUGCUCCGGUAUGCGCAAAAGGCGGCAAAUCCAACGGCCUAUCCGAGUCCGCGAGUGCAAGACUUGUCGCUGCCGUACGACACAAAGGCCUUGCUGCGGCAGCUCUACCGAGUGCAGCACAACUUGGGGCCUCGGGACGUGAUCACCAAGGCGCAGCAGCGCGCCUUCCGAGACGAGCUCGCCGCGAACAACGUCGAUUUCGAUCCAUUCUGGCCGGAAGUACCCCCCGUCUUGCCAGAGCACGUGCACGAAGGCUGCCUCCAAAACGAGUUUGCUCCGUUGCUCGAGCGUGACAACGACGAAGACUCUCGACUUUUGGUUGUGUGCCAAGUCCAGUCGUAUGCCGUGUCGCCAGAAGCGCCGACGCAUCCUGGUCAACAUCUCUGGCAGCUCGGCUCGGGCCUCGCUAACGAUGCGAUCGUUGCCACAGGGAUGCUCGUCGUGGCCUCCGAGAACAUUUCGCUGCCGACCAUCGAGUGCCAACAGACGUUUGGGCGAACCAACGUGCGCAUGACGGGCGACGGCCGCGAGGUGUUUUGCCCCGAGCGCCACGCAUUGCAGACGCAGACAACGGGCUUUGUGCACCUGCAUCCGCGCCGGCUCGUCGUGGUCCCGAGCGCCGUGCAGCACCGACUCUUGCCUUUUCACGCGCAGGACGCGAUGCAAACAGGUCAGCUGACGCUGCUGCGCGUCUACUUCGUGCACUCGGACGUUGACGUGCUCUCGACGGCUUACGUGUUUCCGCAGCAGCGCGCCUUGUUUCUCGACGCCCUCAAAGGCACGCGCUUGGCCAAGGUUCCCGACAGCCUCUUGCGCGUGAUUGAAGCGUUCGUGGGUCUGGCCUUUCUCGACGCAGCAACGGCGGACGCCAUUGCGGUCUGCGCCAAAGCCGAGCGCGACGAAAGCCUCGCGCACACGACGCAUAUUGAUUUUGAUGAAUAGUAGUACUAAGCUGCUUAUACACUCGCACAAGAAUGAGCGAUAGACCUAAGAGACACUUUGGUCCAUGAAAAUGAUCUACGAGCCAACGGUAUUGCCCAACAACCGAGUCGCGGCAG
Molecule: messenger RNA, 2951 nt
Organism: Saprolegnia diclina VS20
Lineage: Eukaryota; Oomycota; Saprolegniomycetes; Saprolegniales; Saprolegniaceae
Exons: 14
Coding region: 13-2835 (940 amino acids)
Molecular function (GO): protein binding
Source: RefSeq, a predicted model, not a curated record